Molecule: messenger RNA, 5955 nt
Organism: Prunus armeniaca (apricot)
Lineage: Eukaryota; Viridiplantae; Streptophyta; Magnoliopsida; Rosales; Rosaceae
Source: the annotation of a GenBank genome assembly
AUGAAACCAGAUGCUGAUUUUGGAGUGCUUGCUGUACAGAAGCAAGUUAAGUUCACCACAGAAGUUGCUACAAGUAUGGCUUCUUUGAGGAGCUCACUUGGGAGAACUUUCUCAUGGAUUUGUGAUGGAGAACUUGAAUUGGGUUCUUACUGCACUCAAAGAACUAUCAUUAAUGGCAAGGGAUCACUUUCUAUAGUUGUCUCAAUCUGUUGCGCUCUUACUAGCAUUGCAUAUUUUGCUGCUGGUUUAUGGGAUCUAAUUGCCCAGAGUGAUGUGUCCGGUCACUUCGGCUGGUUGGAUUACUUUGUAAGAGGACUAGUUUGGUUUUCUUACACAGUUUCCUUGCUUGUUCAAAGGUCCAAAUGGAUCAAAGUUCUAAACUCUGUUUGGUGGGUGUCCUCCUUUUCAUUGGUCUCGGCUUAUAACAUCGAAGUACUCAUAAGAACCCACAACAUUCACAUGUUUGAUGCAAUGACAUGGCCAGUGAACUUGUUACUUCUUCUGUGUGCUGUUAGAAACCUCAGUCAAUGUGUUUAUCAGCAUCCCCAAGAUAACAGCCUCUCUGAACCUCUAUUGGCCCGAAAGUCUGCUGGAAAGAGCCAGAAAACAGAACUUGAGCAUGCUAGUUUUCUUAGCAAAUUGACAUUUGCUUGGAUAAACCCUUUACUUAAAUUGGGCUCCUCAAAAACAUUAGCUCUUGAAGACAUCCCUUCUCUGGUUGCUGAAGAUGAAGCAGAUUUAGCAUACCAAAAGUUUGCUCAUGCAUGGGAUUCACUGUCAAGGGAGAAGAGGCCAAGCAGUACCCGGAACCUGGUUCUGCAGACUGUAGCAAAAGUUUACAUGAAAGAAAAUACAUGGAUAGCAUUUUGUGCAUUCCUCAGGACCAUUUCAAUUGCAGUUUCUCCUCUUAUACUCUAUGCUUUUGUAAAUUAUUCAAAUAGCGACAAGGAAAAUCUAUCUGAAGGCCUCAAAAUAUUGGGGUGCCUAAUUCUUUCCAAAGUGGUUGAAUCUUUGAGCCAGAGACAUUGGUUUUUUGGCUCAAGGAGGUGUGGAAUGAGGAUGAGGUCGGCCCUGAUGGUGGCAGUUUAUCAAAAGCAGCUGAAGCUUUCUAGUUUGGGAAGGAGAAGGCACUCAGCUGGGGAGAUUGUGAAUUAUAUAGCAGUCGAUGCCUAUCGAAUGGGAGAGUUCCCGUGGUGGUUUCAUUCAGCAUGGACCUAUGCACUGCAACUAUUCCUUACCAUUGGUGUUCUUUAUUGGGUGGUGGGUCUCGGUGCUCUUCCUGGUUUGAUUCCUCUCUUCAUUUGUGGUCUCCUGAAUGUGCCAUUUGCAAAGGCACUUCAAAAGUGUCAAUCCCAGUUCAUGAUAGCUCAAGACGAGCGACUCAGAGCCACUUCUGAGAUCCUGAACAGUAUGAAAAUCAUUAAGUUACAAUCCUGGGAAGAGAAAUUCAAAACGUUAGUCGAUUCCCUUCGCGAACGUGAAUUCAUAUGGUUGACUGACUCACAAAUGAAAAGGGCUUAUGGCACUCUAAUGUAUUGGAUGUCACCCACCAUCAUUUCUUCGGUUAUCUUUCUGGGAUGUAUCGUUUUCCAAAGUGUCCCUCUAAAUGCAAGUACCAUAUUCACGGUUCUAGCUUCCCUAAGGAACAUGGGAGAACCUGUCAGAAUGAUACCAGAGGCUCUUUCAGUAAUGAUCCAAGUCAAGGUCUCAUUUGAUCGUCUCAAUGUUUUUUUGCUUGACGACGAGCUGAAAGAUAAUGAAGUAAGGAAGUUGUCAUCACAGAAUUCAGAUGAGAGCUUAAGAAUAGAAAGAGGCAGUUUCAGCUGGUAUCCUGAAUCAACAGUUCCAACUCUUAGAAAUGUGAAUUUAGAAGUGCAAAGGGAGCAGAAAGUUGCAGUUUGUGGACCAGUUGGAGCUGGAAAAUCAUCACUUUUAUGUGCUAUACUUGGAGAGAUGCCCAAAAUUUCAGGAACUGUUGAUGUAUUUGGAACCAUGGCCUAUGUUUCUCAGACUUCUUGGAUACAAAGUGGGACAGUUCGUGAUAACAUACUCUACGGGAGGCCAAUGGACAAGAACAAAUAUGAUAAGGCCAUAAAAGCUUGUGCUCUGGAUAAGGACAUUGAUAGUUUUGACCAUGGUGAUCUUACUGAAAUAGGCCAAAGGGGGCUUAACAUGAGUGGAGGACAGAAGCAGAGGAUUCAGCUGGCUCGAGCUGUCUAUAGUGAUGCUGAUAUCUAUCUUCUUGAUGACCCCUUCAGUGCAGUGGAUGCACACACUGCUGCAAUUCUAUUUCAUGAUUGUGUCAUGGCCGCUCUAGCAAGGAAAACUGUAAUUCUGGUAACUCAUCAAGUUGAAUUUCUCUCAGAAGUUGAUAAGAUUCUGGUAAUAGAGGGUGGACAAGUUACUCAAUCUGGAAGCUAUGAGAGUCUUUUGACAGCUGGAACAGCAUUUGAGCAGCUUGUGAAUGCUCAUAAAGAUGCAGUGACAACAUUGGGUCCUUCCAAUUAUCAAAGCCAAGGAGAAUCUGAAAAGGGAGAUAUGGUUCGGCCAGAGGAACCUCAUGCGGCAUACCUCACUGCAAAUAAUAGUGAAGGGGAUAUUUCUGUGAAGGGUGUAGCUGGGGUGCAACUAACAGAAGAAGAAGGGAAAGAGAUUGGAGAUGUUGGAUGGAAGCCCUUUUGGGACUAUAUAUUUGUUUCCAAAGGAACACUUCUUCUAUGCUUAGGCAUAAUAACACAGUCUGGUUUUGUUGGUCUUCAGGCUGCUGCAACUUAUUGGUCAUUUUUUGCAGCCCAUAUGGGAUUGAAAGCUUCUAGAGCCUUUUAUUCUGGUUUCACUGAUGCUAUCUUUAAGGCUCCCAUGCUGUUCUUUGACUCAACCCCUGUAGGGAGGAUUUUGAUCCGAGCUUCAUCAGACUUAAGUAUUUUGGAUUUUGACAUACCGUUCUCCAUUAUCUUUGUUGUGUCUGCUGGCGUUGAACUGCUGACAACGAUUGGAAUUAUGGCUUCGGUCACAUGGCAAGUUCUCAUUAUAGGCAUUCUUGCCAUGGUUGCCGCAAAAUAUGUUCAGGGCUAUUAUCUAGCCUCUGCAAGGGAACUAAUAAGAAUCAAUGGAACAACCAAAGCUCCUGUUAUGAACUAUGCAUCAGAGACAUCACUUGGAGUGGUCACUAUAAGAGCUUUUAAGAUGGCGGACAGGACAGAAGUGCUUCAGAAUUUGACCCUUUUCACAGCUGCUUUUUUCAUUGUUUUACUUCCUAAGGGUUAUGUUGCACCAGGGCUUGUGGGGCUCUCUCUUUCUUAUGCUUUAUCACUAACAGCAACACAAAUUUUUGUGACUCGAUGGUAUUGCAACUUAUCCAACUACAUUAUCUCGGUUGAAAGGAUAAAACAAUUCAUGCAGAUUUCACCAGAGCCCCCUGCAAUUGUGGAGGACAAGAGGCCUCCAUCUUCAUGGCCUAGCAAGGGUAGGAUAGAGCUGUAUUCUCUGAAGAUCAAAUACCGCCCAAAUGCUCCGCUAGUUCUCAAGGGAAUUACAUGCACAUUCAGAGAAGGCACUAGAGUAGGAGUUGUGGGAAGGACAGGAAGCGGAAAAACCACACUCAUAAGUGCUUUGUUUCGCUUAGUAGAGCCAGCCAGUGGUAAAAUCAUUAUAGAUGGACUUGACAUCUGCUCUAUGGGUUUAAAAGACUUGAGAAUGAAGCUCAGCAUCAUCCCUCAAGAACCAACUCUUUUCAGGGGUAGCAUCCGAACCAACUUGGAUCCUCUAGGCCUUUACUCCGAUGACGAAAUAUGGAGGGCUCUAGAGAAGUGUCAGCUCAAGGCAACAGUCAGUAAGCUACCUAAUCUGCUAGACUCAUCUGUGAGUGAUGAAGGGGAAAACUGGAGCGCCGGACAACGCCAGCUCUUUUGCCUUGGCAGAGUCCUUCUCAAGAGGAACAGAAUUCUAGUUUUAGACGAGGCUACGGCAUCCAUUGAUUCUUCGACAGACGCCAUUCUGCAGAGAAUCAUCAGGCAGGAAUUUUCAGAAUGCACAGUGAUAACUGUGGCUCACAGAGUUCCAACCGUUAUAGACAGUGACAUGGUCAUGGUCCUCUCCUAUGGGAAGCUGGUGGAAUAUGAAGAGCCUGCAAAGCUGUUGGAUACCAACUCCUACUUCUCCAAGCUUGUAGCUGAAUAUUGCGGGACGCUUCUUGAUAACAUACUCUACGGGAGGCCAAUGGACGAGAUCAAAUAUGAUAAGGCCAUAAAAGCUUGUGCUCUGGAUAAGGACAUUGAUAGUUUUGACCAUGGUGAUCUUACUGAAAUAGGCCUAAGGGGGUUUAACAUGAGUAGAGGACAGAAGCAGAGGAUUCAACUGGCUCGAGCUGUCUAUAGUGAUGCUGAUAUCUAUCUUCUUGAUGACCCCUUUAGUGCAGAUUGCGUCAUGGCCGCCCUAGCAAAGAAAACUGUAAUUCUGGUGACUCACCAAGUUGAAUUUAUCUCAGAAGUUGAUAAAAUUCUGGUAAUAGAGGGUGGACAAGUUACUCAAUCUGGAAGCUAUGAGAGUCUUUUGACAGUUGGAACAGCAUUUGAGCAGCUUGUGAAUGCUCAUAAAGAUGCAGUGACAACAUUGGGUCCUUCCAAUUAUCAAAGCCAAGGAGAAUCUGAAGAGGGAGAUAUGUUUCGGUGCAAGGAACCUCAUGGAGCUUACCUUACUGCAAAUAACAGUGAAGGGGAUAUUUCUGUGAAGGGUAUAGCUGGGGUGCAACUAACAGAAGAAGAAGAGAAAGAGAUUGGAGAUGUUGGAUGGAAGCCCUUUAGGGAUUAUAUAUUUGUUUCCAGAGGAACACUUCUUCUAUGGUUAGGCAUAAUAGCAGAGUCUUUUUUUAGUAGUCUUCAGGCUGCUGCAACUUAUUGGCUAGCUCCAGGCAUUCAAAUUCCUAAACUCAUUGGUGUUUAUGCUGCAAUUUCAGCACUUACUGCUGUCUUUGUAUAUCUUAGGUCAUUUUUGGCUGCCCAUAUGGGAUUGAAAGCUUCUAGAGCCUUUUACUCUGGUUUCACUGAUGCUAUCUUCAAGGCUCCCAUGCUGUUCUUUGACUCAACCCCUGUAGGGAGGAUUUUAAUACGAGCUUCAUCAGACUUAAGUAUUUUGGAUUUUGACAUACCUUUCUCCAUUAUCUUUCUUUUGGCUUCUUGCACUGAACUGCUGGACUAUUAUCUAGCCUCUGCAAGGGAACUAAUAAGGAUCAAUGGAACAACCAAAGCUCCUGUUAUGAACUAUGCAUCAGAGACCUCACUCGGAGUUGUCACUAUAAGAGCCUUUAAGAAGGCGGACAGGUUCUUCCACAACUACUUAGAGCUAAAUCUGACCCUUUUCACAGCUGCUUUUUUCAUUGUUUUACUUCCUACGGGUUAUGUUGCACCAGGGCUUGUGGGGCUUUCUCUUUCUUAUGCUUUAUCACUAACAGCAACACAAAUUUUUGCGACUCCAUGGUAUUGCAGCUUAUCCAACUACAUUAUCUCGGUUGAAAGGAUAAACCAAUUCAUGCAAAUUGCACCAGAGCCUCCUGCAAUUGUGGAGGACAAGAGGCCAGCAUCUUCAUGGCCUCCGAAGGGUAGGAUAGAGCUGUAUUCUCUGGAGAUCAAAUAUCAUCCAAAUGCUCCGCUAGUUCUCAAGGGAAUUACGUGCACAUUCAAAGAAGGCACGAGAGUAGGAGUUGUGGGAAGGACAGGAAGCGGAAAAACUACACUCAUAAGUGCUUUGUUUCGCUUAGUAGAGCCGGCCAGUGGUAAAAUCAUUAUAGAUGGACUUGACAUCUCCUCUAUGGAUCUAAAAGACAUGAGAAUGAAGCUCAGCAUCAUCCCUCAAGAACCAACUCUUUUCAGGGGAAGCAUCCGAACCAACUUGGAUCCACUAGGCCUUUACUCCGAUGACGAAAUAUGGAGGGUGAGCAAGAACCAACUCCAGUUCUGA